Molecule: messenger RNA, 2474 nt
Organism: Zootermopsis nevadensis
Lineage: Eukaryota; Metazoa; Arthropoda; Insecta; Blattodea; Termopsidae
Gene: Zip48C
Product: Zinc/iron regulated transporter-related protein 48C
Biological process (GO): zinc ion transmembrane transport
Cellular component (GO): membrane
Molecular function (GO): zinc ion transmembrane transporter activity
Source: RefSeq, a predicted model, not a curated record
CUCUCAGCUAAAAAAAUGGAAAGUUCCAAAUCACUCCAAAUUAUCCAUCUCCUAGGAUACACCGGGAGUAGGUGUAACGAGAUAGGUUUUUUAGAUUCAAAUUCGAAUGACACUCAAAAAAAGAACAUUUUGUAUCCAAAAUGUUACAAAACUAUGGUGCUAUAACUCAAGCUCUUAUGGGAACACUUUUUACAUGGGGACUAACAGCCGCAGGAGCUAGUAUGGUUGUAAUAUUCAAUGGGACGCAGCGUAAACUCCUUGAUACAAGUCUUGGCUUUGCUGGAGGAGUGAUGACAGCUGCAUCAUAUUGGUCACUUCUAGCACCUGCAAUAGAAAUGGCUGAAGAUUCUAAACUUUAUGGACAAAAUGGGGAAUAUGCUUUUGUUCCUGUUGCUUUGGGAUUUCUAAUUGGAGCGCUUUUUGUUUAUGGAACUGAUUUCUUCAUCUCAUUCCUUGGUGUGCAUUCACCAAAUCAAGUUUUAGCAUUAUCAUCUGGUAAUAUGUCUCAUAAGGAAAAGAGAGAGAGCAAUGCUAUGUUUUAUGAUACAAAUUUUAUUCAAACCACAGAAACAACAAUUGAAGGGUUUGGGGAAGGGCUAGUAACUUCAAAUCCUCUGUCAAGAAGAAGAACAGUGACGAAAUCUACGCGUCAAGAACGUCACGAUCCAGUAAAUGAUCACGAAAUUACUACAGAUCAUCAUAAGAGCAGUCAGUGGAAGAGGAUAAUUUUAUUAAUUGUUGCCAUUACUGUACAUAAUAUACCAGAGGGUCUUGCAGUAGGUGUUGGAUUCGGUGCUAUUGGAAAUUCUCCAGCAGCUACAUUUGAAAAUGCAAGGAACCUUGCGAUAGGCAUAGGGAUUCAGAACUUCCCUGAAGGUCUUGCAGUCAGCCUACCUCUUCAGGCAGCGGGCGUCUCUACACUACGCAGCUUUUUUUACGGCCAGCUGAGCGGCAUGGUGGAGCCAGUGUUCGGUGUCCUGGGCGCAGCUGCGGUCACCCUGGCACAGCCUGUACUUCCCUACGCACUGUCCUUCGCAGCCGGUGCCAUGAUCUACGUAGUAGUGGAUGACAUCAUACCAGAAGCCAACACCUGUGGUAACGGGAAAUAUGCAACCUGGGGAGCCAUCUGGGGGUUCGUCGUUAUGAUGAUCUUGGACGUUGGACUCGGCUAGGAUCUUCCCACUUGUCCGCUUGUCGCCAGCUAUCCCUCCGCCAUAGAACUUCUCAGUAAAGUAAUUCGUCAUUUUGGUGCAAGGGUUUAUCGUGCAUUCUGGUUUAUUUGUCAUAAUGACGAAUCAGAAAGUAUCUUUCUUAGAAACACACAAGGUCAUUACAUUAUUGUAUUGAUAGCCAUAUUAGUUUCUUGUUAACCUUUCAGAUAAGAUAUCAGUUACUUGCAAAAUAUGCUCCAUAAAUGUAAUAUGAAUAACUAAUUAGUCAGUUAAAUCCCAGUUUUGUGUUAUUUUAUAGGAGACGAUUUUAAUAAGGGAUGUUCAAUAGAAAGUUUUCGGAGGGAAAUUAUCGGAGGUAUAUUUGGCCAAAGUGAACAGUGUUACUGUUCACAUCGUUUUACAACAUUAUAUUUUAUGUUUUCGAAAUAAUCACGGUCAGUGAGAUAAGAAAAAACGACCAAUACGAUUGGAAAAUAUGUGACCUUUACUAUAUUUUAAUUUUUUAAACCAUGGGAACAGUUUUCAAAGAUUUUCUUUAAAGUUUUCUAAAUAACUUGAGUCUACUUAAUUCUCAAAUGUUGUUUUAGACCGAUCAAGGGAAGGGCUAAUUCGUCGCAGCUGAAGUGUCGGUAGGGGCUAAUGUUUUAUUUGCUUCUUAUCCAAACAGCUGUGGAGCCCUUGUCUUAUAUCUAGCGGGGAACAUAGUUUAUAACUCCGAGGUUAAACCGAUCGGAGUUCGCUCUUUUCAUAGCGAAACGUCGCAGUCGAGUAUUUUCAUUUCUGCUUCGUAUCUGUAGGCCCCGAGUAGAUUACAGGCCGGCUGUUGUGAUUGAUUUUUUGUGGUUUUCCUCAGUCAUAGGGACAAAUUAAUGUACUUUAAAACAACUGACUAUCGUUUCCAUCAUCAUCAUUCAGAUUUAAUCAUACAACAGGCUUCCAUUAAGAAGUUUAGGAAUCAGCGGGGUUUUGUCUCACAUGUCAUACGUUAUUGAAUAGUAAUUUAACACAUUUUUUAUCAUUUAGGUUGUCUGUUGAACGUCAAUGUAUAGUUUUGUGCUCUUCUGGUGUCGUUGUAAAUAUAAUGCUGGUCUGACGUGAGAAAGUUAAUUUUGUGGCUUAUUUUCACCUUCUGUUAAGAACAUGUUUGUGUCAUGGUCGUAACCGUGUAUCACCAAAUUGUGUCCAUUUAGAGGGUUAAGAUAACACGUCGACUUAAACAUUUGAAUGCUAAGUAGACUUCAUUUGCGUGUACACACUCUUUAAGAAAUUAGUAAAAACUAGAAAUAAAGACCUUUAUACAUA